Molecule: messenger RNA, 1077 nt
Organism: Protopolystoma xenopodis
Lineage: Eukaryota; Metazoa; Platyhelminthes; Monogenea; Polystomatidea; Polystomatidae
Source: the annotation of a GenBank genome assembly
AGGAGUAGUGGUGGUGGCAGUGGCGGUAUGAUCGCCAGCCGCCCUGGGUCUGUGGUAGACAAAUUUAUUUUUCUCUUCUCUUCAUCUGCUUUUCGUUCUCCUCUCGUCGGGCCUGUAGCUCUUGCCAUCUGUCAAUGGCAACACGUGCCAGAUCCCAGACUGUCCUCUGCCACAAAGUCAUUUGGGAUAUCUUUUUUUACCUUCCGAAAUGUACUUUGUUCUGGUGUCUAUUUUCCAGAGUUAGGCUGGUCCGUCUGCAAAUUGACCAGCCCGUCUCCCUUAACCUCGUUCAAGUGUCUAUUUGGUACCAUGCCUGGCCCACUUCACUCCCCCACCAAACGCUACUGUCUGCACACGUCUUAUAGUUUCACUUCUUCGCGUAAGAGGUGCAUAUCCAUCUCGUUCGACCAGCAUACUCUGCGUUUUCACCCCGUUCCCUCUUGCCCACAGUCUCGCUUUCAGCUGAGUCAUCCCCCAUGCCGUCGUGCCGCUCUCCUUAUAUCAUCACUUGGUACCAUCCUUGUCAAGCAGCCCAGCUCAAUACCUCUUCGUGAAGGAGUGUCCUAUGCUUGCCGGCCACUCCGAUUAUGGGAAGAGCACGCCUUCGACACUAAACUCAAAAUUUCACACUUCACACUUCACAUUUCCUAUUUCACACUUCACACUUCAUUUUUCAUAUUAAACACUUUAUUCUUCACACUCCCCACCCUUAACCCUUAUGCUCCAUAUUCUGCAUUCAUUCCACUUCCCCCAGUCGGCAAGAUGUGUGCGGUGUGGCGGUUUAUUAAUGCCACGUCGGCCACUUUCUCCACUGGCCCAUUAUUAGAGGCCCAACAAUGUCCAUUUUCCAUGUUCACCUGUCCGGCACUGAUUCGGGCCACGAGCCCCUCAGGCUGGUUGCCCCGACUGUCUGCAUUUCCACAUCUGGUCAUUGUAGUUGCAUGGUCACACCCAGUUCUACAGGCCUUCACUACCCGAACGGUGCAGUGGACGAACACUGGAAUCAAUCAGAUUAAUGGGGGAAUGUUAUCGGACGAGGGGAAGAAGGAUGAUGAUGAUGAUGAUGAUGAUGAGUAA